CCGCAAGAUGCGCGGUAAGGGCAGCAGGAAAGAGAGCCUCUCCGAUUCCCGGGACCUGGAUGGUUCCUACGAUCAGCUAACGGGCAACCCACCUGGCCAUGCUAAAAAAGCCCUGAAGCAGCGGUUCCUCAAGCUGCUCCCCUGCUGCCGUCAGCCCAAAUCCAUCCCCUCAGUCAGCGAAAAUAGUGUAGAAGAUGAAUUUGAACUCUCUACUGUUUGUCACCGGCCUGAGGGCCUGGACCAGCUACAGGAGCAAAGCAAAUUCACCCGAAAGGAGCUGCAGGUGUUGUACCGGGGCUUCAAGAAUGAGUGCCCUAGUGGCAUUGUUAAUGAAGAGAGCUUCAAGCAGAUCUACUCACAGUUCUUCCCACAGGGAGAUUCCAGUACAUAUGCAACAUUCCUUUUCAAUGCAUUUGACACUGACCAUGAUGGCUCUGUCAGCUUUGAGGAUUUUGUGGCUGGCUUGUCCAUUAUUCUGCGUGGCACUGUAGAUGAUCGGCUCAAUUGGGCCUUCAACCUCUAUGACCUGAACAAAGAUGGCUGCAUCACCAAAGAGGAAAUGCUGGACAUAAUGAAAUCCAUUUAUGACAUGAUGGGCAAGUACACAUAUCCAGCCAUGCAUGAAGAGGCACCUCGGGAACAUGUGGAAAACUUCUUCCAGAAAAUGGAUCGAAACAAAGAUGGUGUGGUGACUAUUGAAGAAUUCAUUGAGUCCUGCCAGAAGGAUGAAAACAUCAUGAAUUCCAUGAAGCUUUUUGACAAUGUGAUCUAGCUGGCUGCUCCUGGAGCCCAGACCUUCACACACACACCCCCAGGACUUCUCUCCUUGGCGUACUCCUCUGAGGCACUCUUCUCUU
Molecule: messenger RNA, 857 nt
Organism: Varanus komodoensis (Komodo dragon)
Lineage: Eukaryota; Metazoa; Chordata; Lepidosauria; Squamata; Varanidae
Gene: KCNIP2
Product: potassium voltage-gated channel interacting protein 2
Exons: 9
Coding region: 8-772 (254 amino acids)
Biological process (GO): regulation of potassium ion transmembrane transport
Cellular component (GO): voltage-gated potassium channel complex
Molecular function (GO): calcium ion binding; potassium channel regulator activity
Source: RefSeq, a predicted model, not a curated record